Molecule: messenger RNA, 5148 nt
Organism: Penicillium odoratum
Lineage: Eukaryota; Fungi; Ascomycota; Eurotiomycetes; Eurotiales; Aspergillaceae
Product: putative nuclear migration protein (ApsA)
Exons: 2
Coding region: 1-5148 (1715 amino acids)
Biological process (GO): dynein-driven meiotic oscillatory nuclear movement; maintenance of protein location in cell cortex; establishment of mitochondrion localization
Cellular component (GO): cell cortex; mitochondrion
Molecular function (GO): tubulin binding; phospholipid binding
Source: RefSeq, a predicted model, not a curated record
AUGACCACACCCGACGCGGGGGCUAACAGCUCCUUCACCUCAAUGAUGGAGGACCCAUUCGUUUCGAAUAACACAAGCGAGUUCAUUUCUACAAGCGAAUCCCAACAAUUUUCGUCAUUCGAUUCCCAAUUAUUCAAUAUCAAUGCCUCUUCACCAGCCCAGGCCAAACGGGCCCUUGCCGCUCGGCUGGCAGAGACUGAACGCCAGCUUGAGGAGACAUCCAAGGUGGGAACGGCGCUCAUCGAGCAACAGCGACAACUAGAGGACUACCUCAAAACUCUAGAGCAGCAGAAGGAUGAAAGUGAGAUGUCCCCAGAAUUGUGCCAAAAGCUUGCCGACUUGGAGCGAGAUUAUGCGGAGAUUGAGCGCGAUACGACGCGCGCAAUUCUGGCCCCAAAGAGACUGGCAGGAGGUUCGGAGGAGAGUCACCUGGGCACCCCAGGGUUUGAAGUAAAGUCUCCCAUCAGUCCCGCCCUAUUCGCCGGCCAGGCGACCAACUCGCCCAGCAAAGUCGGUGUUCCGUCCCGCAAGCAACGAAAUCAGCCAUCCGGUCGUGUCCACGAUAUCGAAUUUGCGACAGAAAUCUCCACUUCCUUGUUAGGGCAAGUGCGCCAGUUGCAGGGGCUUCUUGCCGAGCGAGAUGAAUCAAUCAAGACGAUCAACUUGGAGAAAUCGCGUUUAGAACUUGAAGCAGAAGGAUACUCGCAGCGCAUCCGAGCCUUGGAUGACAGCGAACAGCGUUACAAGGAUGAGAACUGGGCCCUGGAGACGCAGACGCAUGAACUUAUGACAUCUGUGAAAGAAUCGGCGGAACGUGAAAAGAGACUCAUCAGCAGCCUGAGCGCUUCAAAUGCGGAGAAGACUGCAGUCGAGCGAGAAUUGGAGGAGUUGCGACAGACGAAUUCAAAGCUUUUAGAGGAACAAGACAUUAUGCAAAAAGCAAAUGACUCGGAAAUCCACCUAUUGCGACGCAACCUGAAUGCAGGCGAUUUGGAGAAAUCUGCUCUCCAGAAGAAGUUGGAGGAGUUGAACUCGCAAAAUCAAGAGUUGGCGAAAAUUGUCGCUAUGCGAAUUCGACAGCAUGAGGCCCAAGGUAGCCGAGAUCUUCAUGAUGACAACGAAGGUGAUGAGCCUGAACAAAACACCCCGGAGAAUUCUCCACCUCCAUCUCCCAACAAAUUCACUCCCCGGCAUGGGCAUCUCGAGUCUGAAACCCUGAAGAGUUCGUUGGGCCAUGCCCACCGUAUGAUUCAGAAUCUCAAGAGCACAAUCCAUCGAGAGAAGACAGAGAAAAUCGAGCUCAAACGUAUGUUGCAAGAGGCCCGAGAUGAGGUUGAGCAGCGUCGUCGCGAGACUGUAGCCCCCAAUGGAGGACCUAGCAAACGUUUGAAGAAGAAGGAAGACUCCUUCCGCAAGCCAGCUCGUCCAGAUCUUUUGGGUGCUGGCCGCAAGGAGAAGUCACACGUUGAGGUCCACGAGCUCCACGAUACUGACUGGGAAGACAAUGCUAGUCAAGUCAGCCCAACUCGCUCCGCAAUGGGCGCACCGGUUAGCGGCCGCCUUGGCCGUGAAUCUCCCGAUGGACCCAGCGAUGUGUAUCAGACUGCCACAGAAGCCGAGGAUGGCUUCGAAACGGCUAAUGAGCGAGCAACUGCAACGGAAAGCGAAGCAUUCCAGACGGGCUUGGAGAGCAUGGCGGAUGAUAGCAGCGAUUCGGCAGACCUUACCGAGACUGAAAACAAUGUUCAGACUACUCCACGCCAGCGUGGUUCUUCAUCUUUGGUGAUGACCAAGUCUCGUGACCGCAAUUCCUACCACAGCUCGGCUUCCACAUCGGAUGAUGAUGACGAGCAAGACGGAGGAUACCCUUCUCCCAGCCAGAUCCAUAUUUCGCGUCCCCGAGUGAAGUCGAAGCGGAGUGUUGUUAGACGGAUUCGCCCCUCUGGAGAGGCACCCAUGGCGUCUAACAGUCGUCCAUCCACUGCACGCAACUCUGCUGCAACAAGCUUUGAGCAGGAGCCUGUUCCUCAAGGAGGCCAGAGUCUUUUCGCCGAGCUUGCUGAACUUGAAGGUGAUGAAGAAGAUGAAGAUGAGGAGACCGCAACUUCCCCGGCCUCAACGCCGCGUAUGAUGCCUACAUCAGACUCUCGCCGUCCUUCCGAUGCGAUGCUCGAGUCGACUCCUAGACCUGCCAUGGUUGAUUCGGGAGUGAUGACCGAUCCUUGGGAGCCUACAGCUCCAGUCGGCGUGGCGGCUAUUGGCGGGGCUGUGGUUGGAGCUACUGUUGGAGCUGCCAUUUCUGACGUUCCAACCACUCCAAAGAGAAAUGCUAUUGGAGACCGGGAGCUUACUACUGAGCAACCGGAAACCCCCAAACUGGCUAGCUCAGGAACACAAUGGACGCCCGUCAAACCAGUGGUGGAUGGCGACCACUUGUCGAGUGUUCCAACACCACCAAGGACGGUUUGGGAUGAACGCUCUGCUGGAACUCAGCAAGUUGAGGCAGGUACCCAAGCCGAGCCUGAACUACUGGAGUUGAGUAUGGCAACGAUUUCAUCCCAAGAGACUGUUCCCUCGUUGCCCAAGUGGCCAGAACUGGGUGUUGCAUACUUCGCUGCAGGUGCUACUGAGCCCGUGAAGCACACCCUUCCUGUGCCAGACCUUCCAGAGUUGAAUAUCUCUUCCAUUUCUUCUCAAUUCACCCAGCCCUUGGCGCACACUCCCCCUGUGCCAGAGCUGCCAAAUUUCAACAUCUCUUCCAUCUCUUCUCAAUUCACCGAGCCAUUGGUGCAUACCCCUCCUGUGCCAGAACUUCCCGAGUUGAAUGUCUCUUCCAUCUCUUCACAGUCUACUGAGCCUGUACUGGCAACGGUUCCUGAACCCGAGCCUAUCCCAGUUGAGCCUGUGCGAGAACUGCCCAAAUUCUCCUUAUCUUCUCUCUUCACCUACUCCACCGAGCCUAUCCAGGCACAACUUCCGGCGCCCGAACCCGUACCUGAGCCUAUGCCUGUACCUAUUGUCGAGAAAGUACCUAUUCCUGAAGUUGGAAUAUCCUCAAUCUCUUCGCAGCACACUGAGCCUAUCUUGCCGCAACUCCCAGAGCCUGAGCCAGUUGUUAUCCCAGAGCCGGAGCCGGUUGUCAAGGAAAUGUCCUUCCCCGAGCUGGGAAUGUCAUUGAUCACUUCCCUGCACACUGAGCCCGUCGUGCCGCAGCUUCCGGAACCUGUUCCAGAACCCGAGCCUUUGCAACUGGGAAUUUCCUGGCUGGAUCCCUCAUUCACAGAACCAGUUACACCUAAGCCGGUUGAAGUACCCCCUCACCCACUUCCCUCUUUUGCUACCCUUCGCUCUGUGGAAACAGAGCCUGUCAAAUUCGUGCCAUUUGAAGCUCCCCCUCCACCACUUUCCUCUUUUGCCUCCCUGCUUUCUGUUCAAACAGAACCAGCCAAAUCACUCCCACGUGUGAUUCCUUCGAUGGUCGAAUUUGGUAUUCAGACUGAGCCGACAGAAGAGCCCCUGGCUGCUGGUGCCGCUGUCGCUGUGUAUGAAGAUGAACCUCGUGAGGUAGCUCUUAGCCGUGCCAGUACCAGCACUACCGACCGACGCGCCAGUGUUGGUUUGGCUCUUAACGAUAUCACUGGCAACUCUUUGCAGAGACAGCCAACCGGCUCGGUCAACACGGAUCAAGGAUCGCAAACUAUCCUCUCCUCGAAACAGAUUGACCAGAUUCUUAUGGAUCGUGAAUCUGUCCGUCCGGUCUCUUCUCCUGAUAGCAUGGCAGCACUUGCCGUCACGGGUGCGUCACUAUUCGCUACCCCCAAACUUCGACCCCGUCCUCAGCAGCAGUCAUCAGCCAAAUCAUCCGCGUCCAUCCGGCGACCGGACACUGCCACUAGCCAGAUGUCUUCUUCCAGCUCUUACCCCCCAUUGCCUUCGGAUCACCGCGAGGCAAUUCUGGCUGCUGAAAAGAAAUCAAUUGACAUACCACCGGCAUCACCCGGCGUUAUGGGACCUCCCCUUGCGCCUGCCUCUGCCUAUCGCAUGAAUGCGCAGUCGGCCCCGCGAACACCUAAUGAGCAAGGCACGCGCGCUGGAUCAUCGCGAACUGUCUCUACUCAGCCACGCAUGCGGAGAGAAAGCCAGAGCCAGAUGUCAAGGCGAUCAUCCGUAUCAUCAUUUGCAUCGGAGCUGGAGGAGCGGUUCAACAUGAACCCUCAUGCUGGCCCUAUGCCCAAUGGGUAUGGUCCCAACACUGAUCCUCGCAUGAUUCAGGCAAUCACUCAAACCAUGAUUGGUGAGUUCCUCUGGAAAUACACGCGAAAGACUGGAUCAUCCGAUAUGUCAAACACUCGGCACCGUCGGUACUUUUGGGUUCACCCGUAUACGCGCACCCUAUACUGGAGUGAAAAAGACCCCCAAACCGCUGGAAAGAGUGAGCUUCGAACCAAGAGUAUUCCUAUCGAGGCUGUCCGAGUGGUUGCAGAUGACAACCCGUAUCCUCCGGGUCUUCAUUGUAGGAGCUUGGAGGUUGUUAGCCCUGGUCGUCGACUUCGUUUCACUGCUAGCACAAGCCAAAGACAUGAGACCUGGUACAAUGCUUUGACCUAUCUCUUAACGAGGGAGGAAAAUAGCCAUUGUGCAGAUCACGAUAGCGUGGCUCUGGAUGACAUUGACGAGUUUAACCCGGGUUUCCGAUCUGGGUCUCGUCAGACAGCCCGGAUGUCUCUGUCAUCAUACAACAGCCGUACACUCCGUCCGCCUCCCAAGCGAGCAACUUCAGCCAUGUCCAUGCGAUCCACUGGAACUCCGGGGCGUGCCUCACCUGCUCUCAGCUCCCCGGUCCCCAACUCGUCCUUGCAGGUCCCCGAGGAGCGUCAGCGCUCAUCAUCUCGACUCAGCACCAUCCUCACUAGCUCAAUCCGUGGAUCUAUUGCUAGCAUGAAGGGACGCAAUGGCCAGGCUUCGAGUGCGCAUGAUGGAAGUGUCCAUGCCCAAGACAGCAUUGAAGACUUGGCACGUGCAGCGGAAGAAGAAGACCGACUUGAAAACGUCCGUGCCUGCUGUGAUGGCAAACACGACGUCGGCUCGCUCUCUCGCACCAGUCGGUACAGCCCUCGGGUUGAUCGCAGUCACUCUCACCACCAUUGA